This is a messenger RNA of Helianthus annuus (common sunflower), 630 nucleotides long. RefSeq lists its product as uncharacterized. Bases 1 to 630 code for a protein of 209 amino acids. The transcript is spliced from 2 exons. The record is from RefSeq and is a predicted model, not a curated record. Lineage: Eukaryota; Viridiplantae; Streptophyta; Magnoliopsida; Asterales; Asteraceae.
AUGAUCAAGGUCGUCAACGCUUUUAACCAAAUUUAUAACCAAAUUUACCUUUCUCCUCCUAGCGGGAGUAACGACGAGGACAUUCUUAACCUUGCUAUCGCCAAGUGGGACUCUCAAAAUCCAACGCCUUUCCCGCACUUCCGAGCAUGGAACGUUGUAAGGAAAGAACAAAAAUGGAGGCCGGUUCCAAAUGAGGUCGCAACGGCCAAACGCACUAAAACUUCCGAGUCCGGAAGUUAUAGUGCGGGAGGCUCCACCGCUCGUUGUCAAAUCGACAUAAACGACGACCCGGAAGAUGACGAGGAUGUGUUGCCCGUUCACGAGUCGGAACGUCCCCCCGGGAGGGACAAAGCAAAAAAAGAAGCGGCCGGAAAGCGAAAAGUGGCCGGCUCGAGUGGAGGUGGCGGCUCGAGUGGAGGUAGGGGCGAGAAGGCAUCGUCAAAAAUGGACGACUUGAUAAACGAAUUCCGUUCGUUCAAAGAGUUCGCGGCCGAAAAGUAUACUCACAAGAAAACCGUGUCGUCCGACUAUGCUCGAGCAGAAGAUUUUAGGAUAAUGAGGUUGGAUCUCGACUCGGUUUCGGAGGAUGAACGCGAGGUUUAUCGGAGGAUGAAGGAAGAGGAAACGUAA